Molecule: messenger RNA, 825 nt
Organism: Magnusiomyces paraingens
Lineage: Eukaryota; Fungi; Ascomycota; Dipodascomycetes; Dipodascales; Dipodascaceae
Exons: 2
Coding region: 1-825 (274 amino acids)
Source: RefSeq, a predicted model, not a curated record
AUGCCGUCUAGUAAGCCUUUCUUAUCUUUUCUUUUUGGAAGCCUGUUAGACAAUAGUGGCAGGGCUGCGGCCACAGCGGCCGCUGGUCCGGCACUAUCGGCCAAGUCGUCGUCGUCAUCAUCAUCAUCAUCAUCAUCAUCAUCAUCAUCAUCAUCAUCAUCAUCAUCGUCAUCAUCUAUAUCUUCAACUCCAUCCUCCACAACCUCUCCUUCGACUGCGGCAAGUCACCAUCAUCAUAGCGCCUUAUCUGUGUCUUCUCACCACUCUGUGCCACCACCCUCUUCUGGCUCCUAUGUGAACUCAUCCCCGUCCCCUUCAGUAUCACCAUAUGCCUCAGGACCUUUGCCAGCUACAGAAUCAUACUAUCAGCCCGAACAAGGAUCAACCUUUCAAGCGGCUCCAUCAUCUGUUGGGUCUUACUCUAGCAGUUAUAGCUCUUCUUUCCCAUAUUCUAUUUCUCCUACAUCAACUCCAGGACCGAUGCAUGAUCCUAUGACAUCCUAUCUAAACGACCGUAGAAACAGUAUUGGUUCUAUUAGUACCUCUGCAUCUUCUACUGUUGCAGCAGCAGCAGCUGCUACUGCAUCUAACACAUUUGACUCUUCUUCUGCAUAUUACAAUAACCCAAAUAACAACAGUCUCGGCACGAGUCCGGGAUCAGAUAUUUAUUAUAACCAACCUUCACAUUUCAAUCCUUCUUCUUCUCCUGGGGAAAAGUGGUGGAUAGGCGGAAAAGCCUUUGAUGGUCGAGAACGAUACUAUCGAUUGGAGCCAUUCCGUAGGAGAUCCUUUGAUCGGGUAUCUUUUGACAGAAUAUCUAUUUAA